Molecule: messenger RNA, 2159 nt
Organism: Anolis sagrei ordinatus
Lineage: Eukaryota; Metazoa; Chordata; Lepidosauria; Squamata; Anolidae
Gene: MOB2
Product: MOB kinase activator 2
Biological process (GO): signal transduction; positive regulation of protein phosphorylation
Cellular component (GO): nucleus; cytoplasm
Molecular function (GO): protein kinase activator activity
Source: RefSeq, a predicted model, not a curated record
GGUAGGAAACGCGGUGUGUUUACUUCCGGCCAUCCGCAGAAAGAGGGAGAGGGAGUGAGUGCCGCUCUCUGCCUCGCUCAUUCCGGCUGGUUGGCUGAGGGGAGCCGGCGGGCGCUGCCUUGAGGGCGGGAACCUCUUCGGAGAAGGAGGAGGAGGAAGGAGAGGAAGAAGGAGGAGAAGGAGCAGCCGAGCCGCUGCUGAACCGAAAGCGAAGGUUGCCGAAGAGGAGGAGGAGGAGGAGGAAGAGGAGAGGAGAGGAGGAGAAGCGCGAAGGAGAAGGUCCGGACUGGGAGAGGCACCCAUGGUCCGCCUCAGAGGCCGGGGCCGGCGGGGAGAGAGGCGCUGAGGCCGGCGGGAGGGCGGGCGGGCAGCAGGCGGCGGCGGGCACCCUCCAGCCAGAGCCGCCUGCUCGCUCGCUUCCCCGGCCCACCGUCGCCAUGGACUGGCUCAUGGGGAAAUCCAAGGGAAAACCAAAUGGUAAAAAGCCAGCACCAGAAGAAAAGAAACUCUACCUAGAGCCAGAAUAUACAAAGUCCAGGAUUACUGACUUUGAAUUCAAAGAAUUAGUCAUGUUACCACGCGAAAUAGAUCUUAAUGAGUGGCUAGCUAGCAACACAACAACCUUUUUUCAUCAUAUCAAUUUACAAUAUAGUACAAUCUCUGAAUUCUGUACAGGAGAGUCGUGUCAGACCAUGGCAGUGUGCAAUACACAAUACUACUGGUAUGAUGAACGGGGAAAGAAGAUCAAGUGUACUGCCCCUCAGUAUGUUGAUUUCGUCAUGAGUUCAGUACAGAAGCUUGUGACAGAUGAGGAUGUCUUUCCUACAAAAUACGGCAAGGAAUUCCCCAACUCCUUUGAGUCUCUAGUGAAGAAGAUUUGCAAGUACCUGUUCCAUGUGCUGGCCCACAUCUAUUCUUCCCACUUCAAGGAAACAUUGGCACUGGAGUUGCAUGGACAUUUGAACACACUCUACAUACACUUCAUCUUAUUCAUCAGGGAGUUCAACCUGGUGGACCCUAAAGAAACCACCAUCAUGGACGACCUCACAGAGGUCCUCUGUACCACCAGUGGCAGCGUCAGCAGUAAUGGAAGCGGCAAUGGUGGUGGCGGCAGCGGCAAUGGCAGCAGCAGCAGUGGGAGCAGUAGUAGCGCCGGAGCACAGAACCAUGUGAAAGAGAGAUGAGUCUUCCCAACAGGCGCAAAACUAAAUGCUAACACUUUUUUUAAAAAAAAUACUCUAUAUUCUCUGUGUGUAUGUGUAUGUAUAUGUGCAUAUGUGUAUAUAUACAAACAUACACAGCCAUGACAGUUUAAGCAAUUCUACUGCCACCACAGGACAUGUAGACAUACGGGACUGUAUGGAGCUUUGGUUAAAUGCAUCAUCCUUGGCAAGAAGUUGCAUCAGUUUUGUUUUAUUCCCUCCCCUGCUGCCUUUAUUCUCCUCCGCAUCAGAUGGAUGAUGAGUGCUGUUUUUAGAGAAGAACCACAUUUUUUUGAGUUGGGCUACUGCUUUUGAGGUUUUUGUUUUGUUUUGUUCUGCCCCUCCCCACCCCCUUGGGGGUGGGGGGAAGCCCUUGAAUGCAAGCCCCUUUCUGUCUCUCUUCGUCUCUCUAGGAUGGUGGCACUGCCAUUUUAAAAUGUUAUAAGAAAUGACUUGUAAAGAGGCUGUUUUGGGAGGGGUGGCAUUGAAAUUUAUUUGUUUUUACCUAAAUUGACACUCUCCUUCCCCUUCUCUCAGACCCUUUUGCAUCUAGCCCUUUGGGUGGCUUCUAAUGGGGAAAAGAGCUUCUGGCUCAACUAGAGUAGCAGCAUGGCUUCCGGCACACUUAAUGGAUGUGGCUCUCCAAAGUACCAGGCCUCCGCUUGUGAAUCAGAAAGAGUGUCCACUUACUGCUCCUAGUUUUCUGCCCAGCCCUUGGCUCCUUCUUUCCCAGACACAAAUACCAGGAUUGACAUAGUGAAGGGAUUAUAGUUCAGACACAGUGAUAAAAGCCACAAUCAUUUCUUUUGCAUUGAACAGGAGUGCAGGGGCAAGAUGGAAAGGGGCACACAGUCUAUCACUACCAGCGCUAGAGAGAGGGCUGUUGGCAUAUAAUUAUAUUGUUGGCUUAUUUUAGUUCAUCUGUCCAAUAAUAAUAAAAAAAAUCUAUCAGGCAAA